ACAGGGCGUUUCUGUAGAGCACGCUGCUCGCUUGACUCGGCGCUAUAAAAGCACGCUCCUCGCUGACAACCAUCAGUCCCGACCAACACGCGCCAUUGCCAACAUGAUCGCUCAGUUUACGGUGGUGCUGACCCUAGCAGCCGUAGUUUUCGCCGGUGGCUACGGUGGCUACGGACACCAUGGUGGUUCCAGUAAGACCUACAGGAAACAAAACGACCACGGCCACUACAGCUUCGGCUACGACAUCGUGAAUGGGUACGGCGCCGUCAACGGCCGCCACGAGACCGGCUCCGCGUACGGCCCCGUGCACGGUUCCUACUACCUCGGCGACAUCGACGGCCGCCACCGGCAGGUGCACUACGUGGCCGACAAGCUCGGGUUCCGCGCUGUCGUCAAGACCAACGAGCCUGGCACCAAGAGUAGCUUGCCGGCGGCUGCUCCUUACCACUCGGCGCACGGCAAGGCGGUGCCUGCCUACGGACACGGUGGUUACGGAGGAUACGGUGGAUACGGCCACGGAUAUGGUGGAUACGGCGGAUACGGCGGAUAUGGUGGAUACGGAGGCUAUGGCGGCCAUGGUUUCUACGGAUAGAUAAUCUUCAUUCCUUCAAUAUUUCAAUGUUUUCAAGUUGCUGUGAGCUGUCCCGUCCGCGUUCCAUAUCUGCUUCCGAGUUCCAUCCUCCUGCUCCUUUCUUCCUUCGAGCUGCUCUUUGACGAAGGAACGACACGUAAUCUUCAAGGCGGAGAAAGGAAGACCUCCCAUGUGCUCGCCCAUGUCACAUUGACAACGGACCUUAGGAACACCUCCUUCUGUUUGCUGCUGUCACCUACUUUGUGUUUUUUGUGAUAUCGUGGAAUUGAAAUGUUCCUGCCUGCGCUUGAUGUGUGAAACGUGUAAAUAUAUUUACAAUUUGCUCACACUAGUACAUGCGCGUCACGUUCUUUAAAAU
This is a messenger RNA of Dermacentor silvarum, 950 nucleotides long. RefSeq names its product adult-specific rigid cuticular protein 15.7-like. Lineage: Eukaryota; Metazoa; Arthropoda; Arachnida; Ixodida; Ixodidae. The transcript is spliced from 4 exons. Gene Ontology annotation, molecular function: structural constituent of chitin-based larval cuticle. The coding region runs from base 104 to 592 and encodes 162 amino acids. Gene Ontology annotation, cellular component: chitin-based extracellular matrix. The record is from RefSeq and is a predicted model, not a curated record.